Messenger RNA from Heterobasidion irregulare TC 32-1, 850 nucleotides. RefSeq lists its product as uncharacterized. The record is from RefSeq and is a predicted model, not a curated record. Lineage: Eukaryota; Fungi; Basidiomycota; Agaricomycetes; Russulales; Bondarzewiaceae. Bases 178 to 492 code for a protein of 104 amino acids. The transcript has 3 exons.
CUGCCAUCCCUCCAGUCCUCGCUGGCAGGUGCCUUUGACUUCAUAGAGAGACCAACACCCGUGGCCUAUGCUGGUCACCCUCGUCCGUAUGAUCCUUACUCAAUUGCGUCAUCGCAUGGCUAUACCACCCCUAACACUCCCGCCACCGAAACACACUUUAUACCACGAUACGACGAUAUGUACGGCUCUCGUGAGGCUCGGGAUGCAUACUCGGAUCCUUUCAAUGCUUCCCACAUUCAGGCGCAGCCUACGACGACCUCAUACCCCCAAGAGCCCAGCGCUCUCACCUUCCCACCUAACAUGUAUCCUCUCACCUUCCCACCUAACAUGUAUCAUCCUACGAACACAGUUGGUGGCCCCCUGCCAUACUAUAGCCAACGUGACUCGAUCCCCUUUGAGCCUCCAAAUGACUCGCACUCAGUUGCGACUAUGAGCUUAUAUCAUCCCAAACCCAACGCGCUACCCCCCUACUUCCCAUACGACCUGAACUAGCCCCGCUUUCGAGCUCAGCCAAUGAUUACGAAAUGCAUAGGAUAGAAUCAAAGCAAUGUAUAACAGUGUGACCGUGCACACAAAUUCGUUCUAUUGCACACGCGCGCAAGUUGAGAUGAUAUAUUGUAUCGAUUCAUUGGCCUCAUCACACAGUCGCCUCGGACGCCAUCCAUACCAUUCUCAUAGCAUUAUUCAUUAACCAUCUAUCAUCCGUCUGACAUACUGCUAUCAAUGGCUGGUCUGUAUUGUUGUGCUCAGUGUUGAUUACUGAUGUGGAGUCGCGCUCCGAUACGAUGUUUUCCAGGGUUCGCGCAUAUUACUACUAAUUGCUCUCCGAGAGAGUAAUGGGUUUUUUGGG